ACAGGGUGUCAUGUCGAUCUGGGGCGAAACUUCUCGUUCAAUGGUCGUAUCUCUUCCUUCCUGAUGUUCUUCAUCCAUGCGAGGAUUCACCAUGGAAACCCACAGUGAGCGCUGGUGGACACCGAGACUGGAUCCUGGAUUGGGAACAGAGAGUCUCAUGGAUGUGUAGUAAACGGCUUCCCUUUUUUGUCGCCAACUUGCUGGGCCCUGUCUUUGCAGACAUCAGGAAAAACAAAAGGCGUGUAGCUUCUCGAAGUGCCAAAGCGCCAAUGCCACGAACAUGCAUGCAAGAUCUAAACAUGCGCCAUGACAAUCAAGUGGCGACUUCGGAUCUGAUCUCAGGAUUGGACGUUACCCGACACGUUUCAAGCGACCCAAGCGCAAUGUUCUUAGAGCGCCGGUUGCAUUAAAACCCAAAAGGAGUACUAGCCUAGUUUUCAUAGCGUUUUUCACAAUCCAACGCCCAGAAUGCCUCGAAACCGGGCUUUCUCUGAGCCGGAGUAUUCUGCGGAGUAUUCGGCGGACUGUUCGGUCACCCUGCCCUCUGACCCGGGACAGGCCGUGGGACGCACACACGAGGUGACCGUACGCAGCUCCGGCUGCUGCCUGUGUCUCCCGCGGUUCAUGCGUUUAACUUUCGCUCCAGACUCUCUGGAGAACCUCUACCAGACGUAUUUCCGGCGGCAGCGGCACGAGACCCUGCUGGUGCUGGUGGUGUUCGCCGCCCUGUUCGACUGCUACGUCAUCGUGAUGUGCACCGUGCUUUACUCCAGCGAUAAGCUGGCGUCUGUGGUCGUGGCGUCGGUGGGACUGCUAGCAGACGUGCUCUUGUACGUGUUGUGCCGGUUCGGUCUUCUCCCCGACCGCGUGACCCGCCGCCUGGUGCCCUACGCCUUAUGGGUGCUCAUAGCGGCCCAGAUCUUCUGUUACCUCGGACUGAACUUUGCCCGCUUCCAUCAGCCCAGUGAUACUGUAGGCUGGCAGGCUUUCUUUAGCUUCUCCUUCUUUCUGACGCUGCCGCUGAGACUGACCCCUAUAGUUCUGAUCACGUCUGUGUCCUGUGGCGUACACACACUGGUCCUCGGCGUCACCAUUGCCCAGCAGCAGCAAGAGGACAUUCAGGGGGCGGCUCUCGGAAGACAGCUGCUGGCCAACAUUGUGAUCUACUUAUGUGCCAUCACAGUGGGCGUCAUGUCGUAUUACAUGGCCGACCGCAAACACCGCAAGGCCUUUCUGGAGGCCCGGCAGUCGCUGGAGGUGAAGCUCAACCUGGAGGAGCAGAGUCAGCAGCAGGAGCGUCUCCUGCUGUCCAUCUUGCCCAAGCACAUCGCAGACGAGAUGCUUCAGGACAUGAAGAAAGAAGCCAGUCAGAAAGAGAUGCAGCAGUUCAACACGAUGUACAUGUAUCGGCAUGAGAAUGUCAGUAUUCUGUUCGCAGACAUCGUGGGCUUCACACAGCUGUCCUCGUCCUGUAGUGCGCAGGAAUUGGUUAAGUUGCUUAACGAAUUGUUUGCCCGUUUCGACAAGCUAGCAGCUAAAUACCACCAGUUGAGGAUCAAGAUUCUCGGCGACUGCUAUUACUGUAUUUGUGGCCUUCCAGAUUACCGCGAUGACCAUGCGGCCUGCUCCAUCAUGAUGGGCUUGGCUAUGGUUGAGGCCAUUUCAUAUGUCCGAGAGAAGACGCAGACCGAUGUGGACAUGCGUGUCGGGGUGCAUUCUGGGACAGUCUUGGGCGGGGUGCUCGGACAGAAGCGCUGGCAGUAUGAUGUGUGGUCUACUGAUGUGACGGUGGCCAACAAGAUGGAGGCAGGAGGAAUACCAGGGCGAGUGCACAUCUCCCAGAAUACCCUGGAGUGUCUGCACGGGGAGUUUGAUGUGGAGCCAGGGAAUGGCGGAGACCGCUGUGAAUACCUGAAGGAAAGGGGCAUUGAAACAUACCUGGUGCUGGUGCCCAAGGGACCCCUGGGCAAGAAUGGCAUCAAUGGAGUCAAGCUUUCGGUGACGUCAUCGAACGGGAACUCUCCACUACUGAUCAACACCAAGGAGUGCAACGGGAGCGUCCACACGGCGUGCACCACACCGGAGGAUCCAGAGGAGCUGGACACACGGGUGGUGAACCCCUCGUUCCCAAACCCGCGGCGUCGGUUACGUCUGCGUGAUCUGGCCGAGAGAGUGAUCGACGCUCAGGAGAACGAACAGGAGCUCAAUAAACUCCUCAAUGAAGCUCUGCUGGAGAGAGAGACCGUACAAGCGCUGAAAGGGAAGUACACUAAUCUCCUGUCUCUGCGCUUCACCGACCCGGAGCUGGAAACGCGGUUCUCGGUGGAGAAGGAGAAGCAGAGUGGAGCCGCUUUCAGCUGCUCGUGUGUAGUGUUGCUCUUCACUGCGGUCAUGGAGGCCCUCAUUGACCCCUGGUUGGUCGCAAACUACGUGACUCUGGCCGUGGGAGAAGUCUUGCUGCUCAUUCUUACUAUCUGUUCGCUGGCAGCCAUUUUCCCACGGGUUUUUCCAAAGAGAUUGGUGUCGUUCUCCACUUGGAUUGAUCACACGCGCUGGGCUCGCAACACGUGGGCCAUGGCAGCCAUUUUCAUUGUCACAAUGGCCGACAUAGUGGAUAUGUUAAGCUGUCGGGUUCCUCAGCCCUCCACCAAUGAGGCGACCGCAGUCCCUUCAGUCUCAGCGCCCGCCAGGAACUGUUCGGAGAAUCCCAAAUACUACAGCUACGUCGCAGUCCUGGCUCUCAUGGCCACCACCAUGCUGGUGCAGGUCAGCCACAUGGUCAAGCUCACGCUCAUGCUGCUGAUCACUGGAGCUACAGGUGUAGUCAACAUCUACAGCUGGACGGACAUCUUCGACCGCUACGAUCUGGCUCGGUUUAAGGAAUACAGACUUUAUCUCGUGCCCUCCAAAUACACGAUGAGUGUGAUGAUCUUCGUCAUGAUGGUCAGCUUCUACUACUUCUCCCGACAUGUGGAGAAGCUUGCACGCACACUGUUCCUGUGGAAGAUUGAAGUGCAUGAGCAGAAGGAGAAGGUGUACGAGAUGAGGCGCUGGAACGAGGCUCUGGUCACUAAUAUGCUUCCGGAUCAUGUGGCCCGACAUUUCCUGGGCUCCAAGAAGAGGGAUGAGGAGCUCUACAGCCAAUCCUAUGAUGAGAUUGGAGUCAUGUUCGCCUCCAUCCCAAACUUCUCUGAUUUCUAUACGGAGGAAAGCAUCAACAACGGCGGGAUUGAGUGUCUGAGGUUCCUCAAUGAAAUCAUUUCUGACUUUGAUAGUCUUUUGGAUGAGCCACAGUUUCGCUUUAUAACCAAGAUCAAGACUAUUGGCAGCACCUACAUGGCAGCAUCAGGAGUCACUCCAGACAAUAACACCAACGGUUAUGCUUGCAUGAAGAAAGAAGAAGUUUCAGACAGGGAACGGUGGCAGCACUUGGCAGAUCUUGCUGAUUUUGCUCUGGCCAUGAAAGUCACGUUGAUGAACAUCAACUACCAGUCCUUCAAUAACUUCAUGCUUCGCAUCGGGUUGAAUAAAGGGGGCGUUUUAGCUGGUGUUAUUGGUGCCCGUAAACCUCAUUUUGACAUCUGGGGAAACACUGUGAAUGUCGCCAGUCGCAUGGAGUCCACAGGGGUGAUGGGAAACAUCCAGGUGGUGGAGGACUGCUACUGCAUCCUGAAGGACUACGGCUUCCGCUUCGUGAGGAGGGGACCGAUAUUUGUCAAGGGGAAAGGAGAGCUGCUCACCUAUUUCUUAAAGGGACGUGAAAAACAAGGCUCCUUCAUUAACGGCUCUUUUGUCACCCUACCGCACCAAGUGGUGGACAGCUCUUGACCAACACGCACACACACACAAACACACACUGUCGUACUCUUCAAACUUGCUCGCGCAAACCUCACGUCAUACCUCUUCUGCCGAGUACAUGUGCUCCAGUAAUUAGUACUUUCAAAUGUGUUUUCUCUAUUUAUUAGCCUGAGGAAAGAAAUUUUGGCGGGAAAUGAGACAGACUGUCUGUUUAUAUAAGAGAAGUACUAUAAAAUAUACGUUUUGAAAGUGUGCACAGCCACGAAUGAAUGAAACAAAAGUUGAAUGAUUUUAAUAGGCUGCUGAAGUGAUAAACAGUUUGAGAGGAGGUUGUUUUUAAACUCAUACCGCACAGAAUACAAUGAACUCUACUGUAUAUUACACAAUGCGCUGCUCAAAGGAACCUAUUUUUGUUGUUCUUUCAUUUGAAAUCCUUUUAUUAUUUAAUCCUUUAUUAUUUAAAGAUUACCCUGACAUGUCCAGAUAACUGAAUGUUGUUUGCAAUUGAAAAGCUACUCUGAAUGCCUGCGUAGGAAAGCAUACUGACUGCCUUUGCAUAGCGUGUGUGUGUGUAGACAUGCAUUUCUAUAGUCUCUAGUCACCUUUUCUUUAUUUGUUGAAUUUAUAAUGGAUAAACAUGGGGUUCUAAAGUCUGAGGCCACAUCAAAUCAUGGGUUUUAUUCAGUUCAACCCUGGAAUAGAGUUCUAGGAUU
Rhinichthys klamathensis goyatoka is the source of this 4511-nucleotide messenger RNA. RefSeq names its product adenylate cyclase 3a (gene adcy3a). The coding region runs from base 469 to 3828 and encodes 1119 amino acids. Gene Ontology annotation, cellular component: plasma membrane. The transcript is spliced from 20 exons. Gene Ontology annotation, molecular function: adenylate cyclase activity. The record is from RefSeq and is a predicted model, not a curated record. NCBI's taxonomy places the organism in Eukaryota, Metazoa, Chordata, Actinopteri, Cypriniformes, Leuciscidae. Gene Ontology annotation, biological process: intracellular signal transduction; adenylate cyclase-activating G protein-coupled receptor signaling pathway; cAMP biosynthetic process.